Messenger RNA from Sapajus apella (tufted capuchin), 5199 nucleotides. RefSeq names its product prostaglandin F receptor (gene PTGFR). Gene Ontology annotation, biological process: positive regulation of cytosolic calcium ion concentration; adenylate cyclase-activating G protein-coupled receptor signaling pathway; inflammatory response. The record is from RefSeq and is a predicted model, not a curated record. Lineage: Eukaryota; Metazoa; Chordata; Mammalia; Primates; Cebidae. The transcript is spliced from 3 exons. Gene Ontology annotation, molecular function: prostaglandin F receptor activity. Gene Ontology annotation, cellular component: plasma membrane. The coding region runs from base 401 to 1480 and encodes 359 amino acids.
GCUCUGUACCCGUGAAAAAGGGGGCGGAGAGGAGAGAGAAGAGGAAGAGGCGGAGGUCACUUGGGCGCCCCAUCCCGCCCAGGCUUGGAGCGCAGCUAGGUGCAGAGGGAUCCUAGGAGCCGAGCGUGCCCGGCCGGUUCCGGGCUAAGGGAACGAGUGAGUGGAGGGGUCCAGCGGCGGGUCCACAGCCCGCGCCCGAGCAGGAUCUCCGCGCUGCGGUCCGUGGAACUUAAGACAGCUGCGGCGCGGGGCCCGGCGCGCCAUGGUGCACCGAGCGGCUCGCUCUUCUGCUCCACAGAGAGCCCGGCUGGCGGCCUGGGAUGACAAGAUGUCUGGACUGCAAGCUUGCACAGUUUUGAGAGGGAGAUGACUUGAGUGGUUGGCUUUUAUCUCCACAACAAUGUCUAUGAACAAUUCCAAACAGCCAGUGUCUCCUGCAGCUGGGCUUCUUUCAAACACAACUUGCCAGGCAGAAAACCGGCUUUCAGUAUUUUUUUCAGUAAUCUUCAUGACAGUGGGAAUCUUGUCAAACAGCCUUGCCAUUGCCAUUCUUGUGAAGGCAUAUCGGAGAUUUAGACAGAAGUCCAAGGCAUCGUUUCUACUUUUGGCUAGUGGCCUGGUAAUUACGGAUUUCUUUGGCCAUCUCAUCAAUGGAACCAUAGCAGUAUUUGUGUAUGUUUCUGAUAAAGACUGGAUCCGCUUUGACCAAUCAAAUGUCCUUUGCAGUAUUUUUGGUAUCUGCAUGGUAUUCUCUGGUCUGUGCCCACUUUUUCUAGGCAGUGUGAUGGCCAUUGAGCGGUGUAUUGGAGUCACGAACCCAAUAUUUCAUUCUACGAAAAUUACAUCCAAACAUGUGAAAAUGAUGUUAAGUGGUGUGUGCUUGUUUGCUGUUUUUAUAGCUUUGCUGCCCAUCCUUGGACAUCGAGACUAUAAAAUUCAGGCAUCGAGGACCUGGUGUUUCUACAACACAGAAGACAUCAAAGACUGGGAAGACAGAUUUUAUCUUCUACUUUUUUCUUUUCUGGGGCUCUUAGCCCUUGGUGUUUCAUUGUUGUGCAAUGCUAUCACAGGAAUUACACUUUUAAGAGUUAAAUUUAAAAGUCAGCAGCACAGACAAGGCAGAUCUCAUCAUUUGGAAAUGGUCAUCCAACUCCUGGCGAUAAUGUGUGUCUCCUGUAUUUGUUGGAGUCCAUUUCUGGUGACAAUGGCCAACAUCGGAAUAAAUGCAAAUCAUUCUCUGGAAACCUGUGAAACAACGCUUUUUGCUCUCCGGAUGGCAACAUGGAAUCAAAUCUUAGAUCCUUGGGUAUACAUUCUUCUAAGGAAGGCUGUCCUUAAGAAUCUCUACAAGCUUGCCAGUCGAUGUUGUGGAGUGCAUGUCAUCAGCUUACAUAUUUGGGAGCUUAGCUCCAUUAAAAAUUCCUUAAAGGUUGCUGCUAUUUCUGAGUCACCAAUUACAGAGAAAUCAGUAAGCAUCUAGUUUAAUAGGAUGGUAAGUCAGUGUAGGACUAGAACAAAAUUAAGAAAUGUUUGGCAAUAUUUCAGUUAGUUAAAUACCUGCAGCCUAACUGGAAAAUUCAGAACUCAUCAUAUAGUUUGAAGAUACUUUUGUCAGAUUCAGGUUUUGAAAUUUGUCAAAUAAACAGUACAAUUGAACAUUUUUCACUUGUUUUUGCUAAUGGGAGGUAGACACAAUGAAAUGCGGCCAUGGGAGUCACACUGAAAGCAAUUUGAGCUUAUCUGUCUAAUUUAUGCUUUGAGUGAAUCAUCUGUUGAGGUCUAAUGCCUUUACUUGGCCUGUUUGCCAGAGAACAUCUUAAUGCAGUCUGCAUAGUGAAAUGGUUAUUUUGAGAUUACCACUCUAUAGCUAUUCCUUAUAAACUAGGCCUCAUUUUUUGAUCUGGCCUAUUUUGCCUCUCAUUAUGUAGCCUCAGUUAAUACAUGCAUAGACACCUGGAAUUCACGAUGGUUUAUUAUAACAACCUCUGCAUAUUCCAGGCCUGGCUGACAGGUUGUCUGACUUUGCAAUCCUGUCUAGAAUGGGCUCAUUCUUGUCAUAUUUGCCAAAUACGACUGCUUACAUUUAUUACUAUGAAGGUAGAUGGUUGGAAGUGUUUUUCUUGAUGUCAUAGAUAGCAAUUUUCAAAUAAUCAUUUUUUCCUCUAAAAAUUUUAGUGCAUGGUUGCACAAUAAAUAAUUUUUAGAGAAACAAAGGCUUUAUCUCAGCACAUAGAUGGGUAACUUGCAUAACAGCAGUUUCAAAACUCUAUCAUGUAUAGUAUAAACAGAAGCUAUGUGCCAGUGAUAGGUGCAAAGAACAUUGGCAAAAGGUGCUUUACCUUGAGCCAUUAUUUGUGUCAGAGAACAAAAGAAACAUAAUCAAUAUAUAUUAUUUAAAGACUAUCUGCAGCUAGUGUGUUUAUUCUUUACACAAGUAUAUACACAGAGGCUGAGGCAGGAGAAUUGCUUGAAUCUAGGAGGCAGAGGUUGCAGUGAGCUGAGAUUGCACCACUGCACUCCUGCCUGGGUGACAGAGCGAGACUCUUUUCUUUUUAUCAAAAGAAAAUUCUGUUGAUAGCAGGUUGAUUAAAUUUGUAAGACACCAUGUUCCAAAGCCUGUACUACCAGUACCAAGAGGGGAAGAUUGGCAAUUUGCCAAGCAUUUGGGGAUUAUUAUAACGAUUAACUAGGAGAUCAAGAGAUAAUAAUCUCUCCCCAAAUUUUCCACUAAUAAUUGAGACUUUGUCUUUGCUUGUUUGUAUAAUUCAACCAAAAGAAUUUCAAUGCUCUUUCAAAUUGUCCUAAGUCUAUCAGAAAUUAGGGUAGGUAGUCCUGCUUUAUAACAGGGAAAUUCAUUUCUGUGUAAGAGUUCUUUGCUUUAAUUAACUUGGAUCCAUUUAAAAAUUAUUCCUCCCUGUUAGGCUGAUUUCAGAUUCUCUAGGAAACCUGUGUAAUUCAAUGAGACUUAAAUUAUUACACUCAUAAAUAUCUGCUUUUGAUUGGUCAUUUACAUUGGAAGACAUUGUUAACUUUUAGUGAGUUUUGGUAAAUUCCCAUCAGUAAAUUAAAAGGAAUUAGGCAAAUAGCCUCACUGAAGAUCUAAAAGCAAUAAUUUUUCAGUAAGUUUAAAGAAGAGAAACACAAACAUAUUGGCACAUGAUAUCCUUAAGACCAGUAAAUAAUAAAUAAAACAAAUUUAGGUUAUUCUUAUUUAUAGAGCAUAUAGUAGAUGCUCGACAAAUACUUUCCAGGUUGAAUUACAGACAAGAGUUCCUCAGUGUAAAAUAAACACAGGAUCUCAAAGUUUGGUGCAGUUUCAAUUUAAACUGAUGGUUAUGGGUUAUUGUGGUAUAUAUGAGUGGAUGUAUGUAUAUACAUGUGUGAAUAUGUGUGUGAUAUAUAUUUCUAUAGCACAUAUGCUUUUAAAAAGCUGCUGCAAUUGGUCACUGUUAUUACAUUUCAUAAAUGCUCUCAUUUGUUUCAAGAAAUCUUAAAGCCCAGAAGACCUUUCAGAUGGUUUGUUUGCUUUCAGAGGUGAUAUUUAUUUCAUACAAUUACAUAAGAGUAUUGAUGUCAUGUGAACAGAGACAUAAUUCAGAAUCAUUUUCUAUCCUUCCUCAUCAUACUAGGUACAAUGCUUCAGUGAAUAUUUCUGUGUAUUUGGACUGAGGAGAGGCAUGGAGAGGAAACUCUCAUUUAGGGGCUGCAGGCCCCUUCUCGGACUUGAGGCUUCUAAAUAAAUGGCAGAAUUCUUGCUCUAUUGCCAUGAUGUCACCCUGGCCAUAUUCACUGCCUUGAGGAGCUCUUGCAACAUGACCGUGUGUGAGAAUGUAUGAGUGUGCAAGGCUUUGAGGAGUGAGAGAGGGGUGUGCAUAUCCUAGGAGGAUUAUCUAUGUUAUCUGAGCAUAGGUUUGGGGAACCAAAUUGGUCUUAAAAAUGAUGUUAAAGCCAAGAAGUAGACAUCAAAAACUGAAAAGAAAAAAAUCAUGUGUUUCCAUCGUUUUAAGUUUUUCUUCUGAGAAAAACAAAAUUAAAUAAAAAACAUGCAACACUGUGCAUAUCUGACUUCAGACUUUUAUUUCUGUUAUUAGAUGUGUCGCAUGUAGCCUGACAAUUUACUGUAUGAUGAAUAAUAGACUGGAACAUCUACCAAUAAUUUUCAUACAAAUGUUCAAAACAGAAGUAUAUUUGUUCAGGUUUCUAGAAAUAAAUAGUAAAAUAAAUAGUACAAAGUUUCAAUAAAUUUAUCAAUUUGAGUGUUUUUGGCUCUAUUUCAAAACUCAUAACUAAUCUUUGGAGUAACCGAAUUUCCCUUUGAACUGGGUAAGGCAUUAUCCAAACAACUUUACAUACUAUUUAAACAUGAUUUCUGGGUAAUUUUAUUAUUCUGGGCAAAUAACGUAAACAUGUCAGGAUUUUUACAAGUCCUAGUGAUUUUUUUUUUUUUUUUAAAGAUGAGACCAAAGCCAAAACAUCACACAUAGGUUUUUCUGACUAUGCAUACAAAGAUAGGUAAUACUAAUUCACAGUUAGCUCUGGGUACAUCUAGAUAUCAGACCUUUAACUGAUGGGUUUAACUAGGGUGAUAGAAAUGUUUUUCUAGAGGCAGAAAGUUUUUUUUCUCUAGAGGCAGAAAGUUGCUUCUAAUUAUAUACAUAGCUAAAGUGAAAAAUACCUGAAAGUUAAUACACACAUAUGUAGAUAUAUUUGUGUUAUGUGGUAAAUGGUCUUGUUUACACACUUCUGGACUUGAGAAGUCUGUAUUUGUUUUGCACCUACUCUGAGUUUAGAACCCAAAUAAGAGGACUUGUUAAAUACACAGUGAACUUUUUGUGAAAACUGUUACUAGCUUCACCUGUAUGCCAUCAUUGCUCCAAAUUAAAUUACUGUUUAGGGUCAGAUUAUAAACGCUUGGAAUAUACAUUUUAUUGCUUCUUAAUCUAGGAGUCAAAGAUUUUACCACCUGGUAAAUAAUGUUGGACUUCAACUUGUUACUGACACAUUUUAAUAGUAGAUGAAUUCCGUUUUUCUUUGUUAUGUGAAUAAAUGUAUAUUGUGCUCUUCAGACUUGUUGGAUUGUAUAGAGAUUAAAUAGUGAUAUGUAUAUUUUGUUGUUUGCUUUGCUUUGCAACUCAUGUAAUUUCAGUGCUUUGACUAGCUUAAAACUUCAAACAAGUAAUUUAACAAUAAAGUUGGACU